Messenger RNA from Gongylonema pulchrum, 291 nucleotides. Lineage: Eukaryota; Metazoa; Nematoda; Chromadorea; Rhabditida; Gongylonematidae. The record is from the annotation of a GenBank genome assembly.
AUGAGCAAAGCAAGGUCGUCUUGUGCGCAGUCCUGUUUGCGAAAGCCUUACUUAUUAAAGUAUGUUGGACAAUAUGACUGUGGUGAUCCAAAACCAAAGAAGCGCGAUAAGCCGGAAGCGCAUGUCCAGUGGAAUUUGCAAGAAAAUCAAGAAAAGUCAAUUUCCAUUGCGGGCACUGAUGAUCAGUUCGGUGAUCAUUCUGAUUCACCUCCAAAAAGUUCCAAAACUGCAAAGGUUUCAUUUCUUCAGAUGAUUUUUCACACGGCUUCGGAUAGUAUAUCACAGCUAUAG